AAACUGAAUGUCAAAUCUAGUGGUUUUUAUUAAGUUUAUCUUUGCGAUUUAGAGAAAAAAGAUUUUUCAUAUUUAAAUAGACCCAUAAAAUAAUGGCAUCACUUUGCGGUCGGCUUAUUUUAAGAAAUACACGUCGAGAAUUUUCGACUAGUACACCCUGGCUCGGCUGGUUCAGUAAAGGACCCAAAUAUUUACCUGAUCCUAUUGAACACGCCCAGGGUCUCGAAAAGAGAGAAUUGCUGGCCGAAUUAUCCGGCAACGAUGAUCCUUUCAUGACAAAAGCAAUAAUUAGAACAGAUAAUACUAAAGAUAAACCAAUUAUGGUACCAAGUGCUUUUGAUAGUCGUAUGAUCGGAUGUAUUUGUGAAGAAGAUCAAACUUACAUUUGUUGGAUGUGGUUACAUGCUGGGGCUCCAAGGCGUUGUGAAUGUGGAAAUUGGUUUAAAUUACAAAAGAAAACUCCAAUUACAGCUGAUUAAAGUUGAUAAAAUAGUAGAUCGCGUAAAAAUUCACCUUGAAUUAAGUUGAACUUUAUUUACUUAUAUUCAAAUCACAAAUUAAGUCAAUAUUGAUAUUGUGUAUAGUAAAUAAAGUUGAGCUUUAUUUUUGGAUCAAGUUGCAUUAUCUUUAUUCAUACCUUACGAUUGAAGAGAAAAAAAAAAUUAAAAUAAAGUUACUCAUCGUUAAUAGUUAUGUAUAUAUAUGAUUUUUCCUAUAAAUAAAACCAACUUAAGGUUACUUUCGA
Molecule: messenger RNA, 745 nt
Organism: Leptopilina boulardi
Lineage: Eukaryota; Metazoa; Arthropoda; Insecta; Hymenoptera; Figitidae
Product: cytochrome c oxidase subunit 5B, mitochondrial-like
Exons: 3
Coding region: 93-479 (128 amino acids)
Biological process (GO): mitochondrial electron transport, cytochrome c to oxygen
Cellular component (GO): mitochondrial envelope
Source: RefSeq, a predicted model, not a curated record